GCCACCUCGAAUACGUCUUAGGACACACGGCAGCGCAGUUAUUCGGUCUCUUCGAAGGUCUACGCUUCCUCCAGCUUAUUCCAUACUACUCGUAUAUUGUCUGACCCUGGUGCUGCGGUCACGAUCGAAAAGUAGUUUCGGCUUAUCAAUCGAUUUCGAGGUUUCGCUCUUGUGAGGUGAUAACGUGCAACUCGAAGAAUGUCGUCCAAGUUGCGGAGGGCCCCGCUCAUUGCCUACGAGGGAGGCGUCUUCAUACAUCAAGAGUUUUCAGGAAAUAAGGCAACGAAUCAUCCCCUAAAGAUGGAGUGCGGUGUGGGCUACACGAACGGCACCACCCCCGCUGGUAUCCUGGCGGACGUCCGAUCGGAACGCUCGCCCGCGAAGACGGGGCUACACGUCGAUUUCAAGGACAAGGGCGAGAUCAAGGAGAAGCGCGAGAAAUUCCUCACUGCCAAGUACGGCCACCACCAGAUGAGCCUCAUCAGGAAGAGGCUGGCGGUGGAGAUGUGGCUGUACGAGGAACUGAAGAAGCUGUACGAGAAUAAAUCCACAAAGCAAGUAGACGAUGUAAAUAGUGACGAGGUCGAGGUGGAUAUAGAUGAACUCCUAGAUAUGGACAGUGACGAGGAGCGGCGGAGGCAUUUACAGAAUUUACUUAUAAAUGCCAAAGGUUCCCAAAGUGAAGUAAAAAAAUUCAUCAAUGAUCUACUAGACAAAGCUAAGACUCUUUAAAUUAGUGAAGUGCCAAAAAAGGUUCAAGUGAAGACUUUGGCCCAACGGAGCCCAAUCUGCACAAGUUUUAGUGAUUAUUUAAUUACAUCGAUGUUCAUUGUUGGAAGUUGUAUUCCAUCCUAAUUUGCCGAGAAAUGUUCCAGCAUAUUCUAACACAAGGUUUUGUAAUAUCAUAUUAACAAAAAAAAAGUAGGCGUACGUUGUCAUUGUGGCCAGUUUGCCAUUGAAAUUGUUGAUACAGUGUUUUCUAAUUUUUUUAUAUUUUAGCAUCAUUGUAAACUUAAGAUUAUUUAUGAUAAACGAUGCAUAGCUAGUCGUCAAGGAGUAGGAAUCAUAUCAGACUGCCUUCUGGAAUUUUGUCCAUGUCAAGUUUUAUAAAUUGCUCUGAGAGCAAAUUACAACUCCUGCCUCUAAAAAUGGAAUUCUCAAAAUGGGAUUCAUAAUUUGCCAAAAAUCUUCUGUAUUUUCAAAAUUUCAAACGUUAGGUUUUUAUUUUUAACCUAGUUGACUGUGAUAUGUAACUGUUAAAAUUAACAAUGUAUUAAGUAAGCCAUAGAAAACAAUCUUCCCAGGUAGAAUAAAUUUUAU
Messenger RNA from Anoplophora glabripennis (Asian longhorned beetle), 1320 nucleotides. RefSeq names its product protein phosphatase 1 regulatory subunit 14C. The record is from RefSeq and is a predicted model, not a curated record. NCBI's taxonomy places the organism in Eukaryota, Metazoa, Arthropoda, Insecta, Coleoptera, Cerambycidae. Gene Ontology annotation, molecular function: protein serine/threonine phosphatase inhibitor activity. Gene Ontology annotation, cellular component: cytoplasm. The transcript is spliced from 5 exons. Gene Ontology annotation, biological process: regulation of phosphorylation. Bases 199 to 732 code for a protein of 177 amino acids.